Molecule: messenger RNA, 855 nt
Organism: Necator americanus (New World hookworm)
Lineage: Eukaryota; Metazoa; Nematoda; Chromadorea; Rhabditida; Ancylostomatidae
Exons: 2
Coding region: 1-855 (284 amino acids)
Source: RefSeq, a predicted model, not a curated record
AUGGAAUACAAUGAUUCCAAAACAAAAGGCAACAAAAAGGACCUCGAAAAAGAAAUCGAGGAAAUUGAAAGUGAAACAAAAUUCACUGAUAUCAUGGCAAGAGCAAAUGAAAUGAUAUUCAUGCUAGAAGCAAGAGCCACAGAAGCAGCAAAUGCAAAUAAUCAAUCGCCACAAACGGGAAGUGCCAGAACGGCAAGAGAUCAAAGUAAUGACGAAACCUUCAAUCCAGAUGACGCAUUAUGGCUGUCAGAGGAUCAUUCUGAUACUAGCAGAGCUGCGAUCGAAGAAGAGUUCAUAUGUAGAACUCUCAAACCAAGUCAAAUGAAACUUCCUAGGUUUUGGGGAGAUGAAGAAGAAUUUCCAGGUUUCUGGGCAGUUUAUGAAACUUUGGUACACCAAAAUAAAGUACUGAGUACAGUUGAGAAAAUGAUUCUUCUCAAAGAUAGUCUUCGAGGAAGAGCGGAAAUGACCAUCAAAGGGAUACAAUUAAUUCCGCAGAAUUAUAAAUGGAUGGUUGAAACUAUAAAGAAAAAAUAUGGUAACAAACCUAUAAAUAGAGCAAAGAUCGUGCAGAAACUAAUCGAUCUUCCAUGUGAAAGGAAUAAUGUCGAGAAUUGCACAUAUAUUUUCGACAAAAUAAGAAUGUUGAUUAACCAAAUGGUAUCGGCGGGCCAGGAUAUAUCCAAUACACAAGAUGCCAUGUGGACAGAAAGAAUACUGGAGAAGUUUCCGUACAAUAUUGUGAAAAAUGUCCUUAUAUCGAUCCAAGAAAAGGAAGACGUAAAAGUAGAAAACGUUAUGGAGCAACUCGAAAAAGAGAUCAACGCUAAAAAAAAUUCGUUGAAUCAAGAUUAA